AUGCGGCGCAGUUUGGCUCCUAGUCAAAUGGGUUCCGGAGACACCGUCUUCAAGAGCCCAUUAAUAAAUAAGAGUAAUAGAAAAAAGAGGGAAUGUAAUGCAAGAAUACCACUUGCGCAGAAACCUUUGUCUCAACUCUCCACAUCUGACCACGAGAAUCUUAUUAAACAAAUUUUAAGUAAACCAUUUAAAGUUCCCCUUCCGAAUUAUGUAUCAUCGUAUUGUAGCAAAAGUUUAGGUUUAAAGAGGACUCAAGUACGUCGGCCUUUGCAUGACCCAGAUGAGCCCAAUGCACUUGUUUUAUAUCGUCCUCCAUACAUCCCUGAACAUGAAAAAAUGAAGAUGAGUGCAAAUGAUAUUAAAGUAGCAGUUGUUGUUGAUCCGGUGCUUGGUAACAUACUGAGACCACAUCAAAGGGAGGGAGUCAAGUUUAUGUACGACUGUGUAACUGGAGCUCAGAUUGAUAAUGCAUAUGGAUGUAUCAUGGCAGAUGAAAUGGGUUUAGGAAAGACAUUGCAAUGUAUAACACUGUUAUGGACUCUGUUACGACAGGGACCAGAUUGCAAGCCUACUAUAUGCAAAGCUAUAAUUGUUUGCCCCAGUAGCUUAGUGAAGAAUUGGUAUAAUGAAAUAGGGAAGUGGCUUGGACAAAGGAUUAAUGCAUUGCCUAUGGAUGGUGGUUCAAAAGCAGAAAUUACUUUGAAGCUUCAACAAUUUAUGAACACUUUUGCGGCUAUAAGAGUUGCCACACCAGUUCUCAUUAUAUCAUAUGAAACAUUUAGGAUAUAUUCUAAUAUCCUACAUUCAUCAGAAGUUGGUUUAGUGUUAUGUGAUGAGGGUCAUAGAUUGAAGAACAGUGAGAAUCAGACAUACCAAGCACUUAUGGGCUUAAAGGCUACGAGAAGAAUUCUCAUAUCAGGAACCCCUAUCCAGAAUGAUUUGACAGAGUAUUUCAGCUUGGUACACUUUGUGAAUAGUGGUAUUCUUGGUACUGCUCAAGAUUUUAAGAAGAGGUAUGAGAAUCCAAUAUUGAAAGGACAAGACGCAUUAGCUACUCCACAAGAAAGGGAAAAAGCUCAGGAGUGUCUUCAAACACUGACAUCAAUAGUCAAUAAAUGUAUGAUACGAAGAACUAGUAGUCUGCUUACAAAAUACUUACCGGUUAAGUUUGAACAAGUCAUCUGUGUGAAAAUGACACCUCUUCAAACACAGUUAUACAGGAACUUCAUUAAUUCUGAUGCUAUUAAAAAUAAGUUUGCUGGAACAGGGGACAAGAAUACUUUGAGUGCCCUUUCAAGUAUUACCAUGUUGAAGAAAUUGUGUAAUCACCCAGAUUUAGUCUACGAUAAAAUCAUGGAAAGAUCUGAAGGUUUUGAGAAAGGAAAAGACUUGUUACCAAGCAAUUACGACAUCAAGGACGUAAGGCCAGAGUAUUCUGGAAAACUAAUGAUUUUGGAUUGUAUUUUGGCUAAUUUAAAAACUAAUACUGAUGAUAAAAUUGUUCUUGUAUCAAACUACACACAGACUCUCGAUCUUUUUGAGAAAUUGUGCCGUAAACGCUGUUAUCAAUACGUGCGUUUGGAUGGCUCUAUGACUAUAAAGAAAAGAGCUAAAGUUGUAGAAAGCUUUAACAGUAAGGAGUCAAAGGAAUGGAUAUUCAUGUUAAGUUCGAAAGCUGGUGGCUGCGGAUUGAAUCUUAUUGGCGCGAAUCGACUUAUUAUGUUUGACCCAGAUUGGAAUCCCGCUAAUGACGACCAGGCCAUGGCAAGAGUAUGGCGAGAUGGUCAAAAGAAACCGUGCUACAUCUACCGUUUGUUAGCUACAGGGACCAUAGAAGAGAAGAUAUUUCAACGUCAAGCACAUAAAAAAGCUCUUAGCGAUACUGUCGUGGACCAAAAUGAGGACUCCUUACGACACUUUACGUCUGAUGAUUUGAAAGACUUGUUCCGUUUAGAAGAUAACACACUCUCAGAUACUCACAGCAAAUUUAAGUGUAAGAGAUGUGUUAACAACAUUCAAGUCACUUUGCCUCCUGAAAACUCGGACUGCACAUCAGAUCUAUCUAACUGGUAUCACUGUGCAGAUAAAAAGAAUUUAGCUGAUCUAGUAUUAAAACAGUGCUGGGAUCUCGCUAAAAGUAUUUCUUUCGUUUUCCACCAUCGAUCAGCACAAACAGAAGCAGAAAUGGGCAAAGAAGAAAAUAAGGAAAAUGUUCAACAAUGUAAAAGAAGAAAAAUUAAUAUCGAUGAAGAUUACUCUGAACCUGAUGACAGUGCUGAUGAAGAUUAUCAUUAA
Molecule: messenger RNA, 2295 nt
Organism: Danaus chrysippus (African queen)
Lineage: Eukaryota; Metazoa; Arthropoda; Insecta; Lepidoptera; Nymphalidae
Source: the annotation of a GenBank genome assembly